CUCUACGUCAGUAUAUUGUCGCGUUUAACUUUUCAAACGGGACCCAAACACGCGCACAAACACACACACACGCGGGACAGGGGACACUCAACGGAAUCAGAGUGAGCGUGUUGCUGGGACAGUUUAUCGCUAUCGUUUACUAUAUCGGAUUAUCAUUCAUUUUAAUCCGUAGGGACACUUCUAAAUGAAGAGGACUUGUUCAAACCGGACUGGAUAACAUUAUUUAAUAGCGAAGUGGAUAAGGGUUUUUUUUUUUUCUUCUUUUUUUCUUAAACGUCGCAGUGGAUAACGUUUAUGAAUGGACUCACACGGAAAGGCAGGUUGGCUGAAGAUGUUUAGCGCUUAAAGUUUGUGUGUGUCACUACACGCGCAACAUGUGUUGCACUGAAGCGAGGUAUUUUGACAGCGGAGCACACAGACUGUGAUAUAGCGACUAAACUUGACAUUUGCCAUUUGAAUAAUUAUACUCUUGCACAUGCUAAAAUGAUCUCGGAGGAAAGAAGCGUUCACAUCUCUAAACAAGCUCUCGGCUUUCCUGUCGGGUUAUUGAUCCGCUCGCCCAAGAGACGCCUGGCAAUGCUGGGCAGAAAGGCCAGCAAUGGAUCUCUGCAGUCCAGCAUGUCUGAUAGCACGGCUCAGUCUGUGGAGAGCACUGGAGUCCGGCAGCCGGCCAAGAGCAAGAUACGCCGACACAACAACAGACUGACCACCGUGUUCAACCGAAGCCCUGUUUUGCGAAACAGACGGCCAGGUCAGGACAGCAGGACCCUAGAAUUGCAAGCAGCGGACGACCCCGCAGAGCUGUCCAGUCAGAGGACUAUCCCAGGGAUCCUCAAGAUAUUUGGCAGUGACAUCUGCCAAGGAACCAACUAUAAGAGCGUGCUGGCCACCAGUCACUCCAGCGCCAAAGAGCUGGUCAAAGAGGCUCUGGAGAGGUACUGCUUGGAAAAGGAAGACUCCAGUGCGUAUGUGCUCUGUGAUGUGAUUGGCCGAACUGGAUUGGACCACGAAUGGAAGACAGAGUGCUGUCGGGUUGUCGGUGACCACGAGAAGCCCCUCAUGUUGCAGUCGCUCUGGAAACCCAAGGAUGGAUUCUCCAGGCGUUUCGAGAUCCAGAAAAGAGCAAACAUGGAGGCGCAAAGUGCCAAGAAUACAGACACAAUCACUGCAGGCCUCAAUGCCCAAGUCCGAAAGCUGCAGCAUGCUCGUGCGCGGGUCACCUCUCUGUUUGUGGAUGGGACGAAUGAGGGGCUGGAUGCUCUGGGUAUCUGGAGGAGCUUGAGUGACAUGAACGUCUCCACUAUGGGAAAAGAAGCCAUUGAGAACCAUAAUGCACCUCUACAAGAGGAUCCAGAAGCAGAGGCUGACAAAGAGGCUCACCGCCUCAAUGCAGAGAAAGAGGAGACGGAAAGCAGCGAUGACAACAACACACAGUACUCCAUCCACCUGCCCUUUGAUUUCCCAUACUUCCUUCUGCUGCAAGGAUACAACCACAGACAGGACUUUCUGAUCUAUCUGAUGAGUGGGAACAGUUGUAUAUUUGGCUCCUCAAUUGAAUCCUCCACUGGUAACAAUGAGGAGACCCUAAAAGUGGACGUUCUACUCUUUGCCCCUGACAUCCUACCUCAUCACUGCUGCGUACAGCGUCUAGACGCCACCAGUGACCAAACCAAGGGAAGUAGCAAGAUGCAAACCAUGCUCAGACCCCUCCACAGCGCACUUGUUACACACAACGGCGUCCCCCUUGAUGACGAGGUUGUGUUGUGUCCGGGGGACCUGGUGGGGCUCGGGCAGCACUAUCUCUUUAUGUUCAAGGACCCUACGACCUCAGGAGCCUUCCAGACCCCAUCCUGGAUGGCCACCCUGUGUCCUCCAGCCACAGUGUCACCCUGUAAACUGUGUGGAACUUCUGUCAGGAGGAGGAGAACUCAAAAAAUGGCCGCCCGCUGGAGGGACUUGGAGGGCAAGGUGCUGUCGUUGUCCUAUCAGAUACAGCAUGAAGAUCAAGUCUUGGAGAAGAUUCUCAGUAUGGUGGACCCAGGAGAGGAAGAACCCAAACUUACUCCAGCCUUUCUGCUGUGUUUGUGCAUUCAACACUCUGCCACCAACUUUGAGUUGGUUCACCUCCGGAAAUUGCUGCUCUCUAUCGCUAAUCAAGUCCAGCUCACCAUGUGGGAAAGAACAAAAGAACUCGCAGCUCUGCAGCCAGACAUAAACACUAGUGAUACAUCAGCAGAGCAGCAUGUGUUGAACAUCAAGGAUCUGAUCCCAGGCCUGCAGCCGCUGGUGCUGUGGAUGUCCAACUCUGUUGAGCUGCUGCACUUCAUCCAACAUGAGGUCCCCCUGCUCUUAACAUGGAGACAGCAGGACAGACAGGAAAUGGACAAAGAAUCAAUGGAUUGUCAGAUCCAGUCCACACGUGCUGCCAGCGAGGAGGCCAUGACAGUCCUAGAGGAAGUCAUCAUGUUCACCUUCCAGCAGUGUGUCUACUAUCUCACUAAAAGUAUGUAUGCCAUGUUACCGGGGCUGCUGGAUAGUAACCCUUUCUCUGAGAGCGGUCAGCUGCGCAUGCCUGCAGGGGUCAGCCAAAUCCUGGACGUCCUGAAGGAGGCACUGCACCUGCUCAACACUUUCCAGGUGCACAGCGAGAUCACAUCUCAACUGCUGACCUACCUGUUCUUCUUCACGAACGCCUCACUCUUCAACACGCUCAUGGAGAGAGGGUCUGGAGGUGGCUUCUACCAGUGGUCUCGAGGAGUGCAGAUCCGGGCCAAUCUGGAUUUGCUGAUGGACUGGAUUCAGAGCAUUGGCAUGGGAGAUUUGGCUGCUGACUUCUUCCAGAGGCUCUCUUCAGCUGUCAACCUGCUCGCUACUCCCAAGGAGACCCUCCUGCAGGCAUCAUGGUGCACUCUGAGAGCUGAGUUUAUUCAUCUGAACCCUGCACAGCUGCAUCACAUGCUAAGAGAGUACAACACAGCUCGGAUGUGCCCUCCGUGCUGGACGCCAUCUCCAGAGGAUGCAGCGGCUGCCCUCAAUACCUCUAAUAUCCUGGAAAGUUUCGACAACCAUCCUCCUCUAAUCCUGCCCAGCAGCAUUUUUAAUCUGGAGCUGGGAAAUCCCAUCACAGAGCCAGGGCUGUUCACUCCUCUCCGGCAUCUGCAGGAGUUUAUCCAGUCUCUCCCAGACAGCCAGACACAGUCUGACCAACAGCCCUCACAGGGCUCCUGCAGUAACUUGACUGAAGAGACAGCAUCUGAACCAAUCACCUCCCAGGACUCAGAGGAGAAGGAUCAGAACCAUGUCAGCUUGACACCUCCUCAGUUUCGGGGGUCUCACAGUAACCUGAGCACGUGUGAGGCCGUCCUGACCCAAAAACUCAAGUGCCUGGAGCUCCAAAACAGCCUGUCGGGAAAUACAGACCUGGGGUACCACAAGAGUCUGGCCCUCGACCCCUCCUGCCUGCUGACAAAACCAACCCCUCAGAGUCUUGAGCAAGCCGAGCUAGAAGCCAGCCUGCUGGAGGGGGCAGCGCAGCAGACGGCACGCCAGCACAGGAAAGUAGAGAACGGCAUCACAGGAAACCACAGAACAGAGGAGGAUGAGGAUGAUAGAGAUGAAGUGUGCACCGUAGAGCUGAUGAGAGGACCUCAUGGUCUUGGGCUGGCGCUGGUGGAUGGAAUGAAAACUCCUCUGCGAGUGAGUGGGAUCUACGUGAAGUCAGUGGUGCCUGAUUCCCCAGCAGGCCUCAGUCAGAGACUAAGAGCGGGCGACCGCAUCCUCGCUGUCAAUGGAGUCAGUCUGGUGGGAAUGGACUACCACAGUGGACGAGAGCUCAUCCGGACGUCCAGCGAUUCGCUGCGAUUACUGGUGGCCAGAACUGAAUCCAGGAGCUUCUUCACCAGAUGCUGAGAAACAAAACAGACUCGUCCUGAUGACUGGACUGAUCUUUCCUCACUGAUCCAUUCAGUCAAAUCUCAAAACAGUGGAACUCAGAUUUAAGCUGAAACCAAAGGAAAGACAAUUGAAAUGAAUUCAUUAAUGUUGCUGUUUGUGUUGUUUUCUUUGUCUCUGGCUGUUGGUGGGAAUACAACAGUCUCAAAUGGCCAGGACAAUUUUUUAGCAUUUAUUUCACACUUUUCUUUCCAUCUUUUAUGUAACAUAGUUUACCAGAUGUUUCCUGGUGUUUUAUUUUUGUUUAGUGUCUGUCCGUCUGUCGUUUUCUAGUUUCCUGAGAAACAGUUGUGGUCCAGACAGAGUUAUUUCAGUUUCCCUCAAACUGGAAGAGAGAGAGUCUCACAAAUCCAUUCUCUGUUCAUAACAUCCAAAUACUGCUGGAAAUAUCAGUCAAAACUACAUUGGUUUUAGUAAUUUUAUUUUUUUAAUAUUUAGCCAAAGUAUCAAUAUUAAUGUGGUUUGUGUUGCUGAUGUUAUGAAACUAUGUACUAUUUUGAUGCCAUUUCAUAUCAUUAUUACACCUGAUGUCAAUCAUAAAUGAUGUUCUUCCUCAGUGCCAGAAAACAGUGUUAUAUUUGUCAUCAGUGUUCAUGAUGGCAUUAAAAAAAACAAUGUUAUAAUAU
Molecule: messenger RNA, 4577 nt
Organism: Cyprinus carpio (common carp)
Lineage: Eukaryota; Metazoa; Chordata; Actinopteri; Cypriniformes; Cyprinidae
Gene: radil2a
Product: Ras association and DIL domains 2a
Biological process (GO): substrate adhesion-dependent cell spreading; signal transduction; neural crest cell migration
Cellular component (GO): microtubule
Molecular function (GO): GTPase binding
Source: RefSeq, a predicted model, not a curated record